AUGGUCUCGCAGCCCGACCACUCCUCCACGUCCGGCUCUGGGGGCACCAUCACCGUGCGCGGCCCCAGCUCUGUCGUCGGCACCAGCUCCACCACCGGGGCGCGGCACCGAUCCUCUCGACGCCACCACUACAACAGGUCCUAUGCCGGUGGCACCUCCUACGUCCCACAGAACGAGUUCCCCUGGUUCUCCCACUCCGGUGAUGUCGAGAUCGUCGUCAAGGUCCCGUCUGGCCACGAGAACCGCUACCUGCUGCACCGGCACACCCUGACGAGGUGUAGCGGUUUCUUCGAGGCGAGCACCAGUGAGCCGUGGUCUAAGGCAGUGGAUGUGCCCGACCUGCCUGCACUGCCUGCACCGGGGCGAAAUGGCGCCGCGUCAGGAGGAGAACUGGCGAGGAUAGGCGAGGACAACGGUAGCGCCGAGAGGGGAAGCACUGUGUCGCGAGCGAACAUAGGCACACCGAGGAAGAGGUGGAGGUACGAGCUCGACUACGGGAAGGGAGGCGACGACAUACCCAUGCUGGUGCAGAAGGAGGAGAGCAGCAACAACAACAACACGUCUGCCGCGACGGGCCGCCUGAUGGGGCCGCCAACCACGUCCAUCUUCGGCGGGACCUCGAGCAGCAGCAGCGCCGUUGGCCGGACAAAACACUCCCACGGCCAGUCGUCCUCGCGCGACUUCUUUCGAUCCGUCGCGAAUCUCAGCCUUCCCUCGCCCACGCACAACCAAUAUCCGUUACCGACGAAUACCUCCUCGAACCUGCCGCCGCCGCCACCCGACGACCAAGACACCCUCCGCGACUAUGACAACCUCUUCCGCAUAAUGUACAAUUUCUCGCCCGUCCUCGAUGGGAUAAAUAUUGCCGAUGCAUACGUCCAAUGCAAAUCGCUGCUCACCAUAGCCGACCAGUACGAUGCGCUAUCCGUUGUCGGGCCAAGGGUAGAUCACCACCUAUUACAGUUCCAGAGCCGGCUGUGGAAACAAAUCGCCAAAUACCCCAUCAGCUACCUUCGGCUGGGGCAUCUGGCAAGAAGCAAGAUUAUCUUUCAGGAGGCUCUAAUCCACGUUGUCGGCCAGUGGCCUGCCGGGGAGCGCAGCCUGAGGAACACCUUACCCGAGUCAGUCCUGGAUAUUAUCGAGGACAAGGUCGACGAGCUGGAAGAAACCGUCGCCAGGGUUGAGGGCCGCCUUUUCAGACUCAAUCUGACCACGAGGUCUGGGGAACGAGUGACGCCCGCGACGGGCUACCUUGACUGGUUAGCCGUUAGUUUCUUCAGGCAAUGGCUGGCAGACAACACCACGCCCGGGCCAGUCACACCACCGCCCCAAAGCUACCGGAGAGCGAUAGCACAAAACGGCGGAGGGCGGACGCGCAACAACUCAGGACCUAACAGCAACGGCAACACAGCACUCAUCCCCGCGUCAGCCGUGCAGCCGGUGAUCCCCCUAGUGCCGCCGCUGGCCUCGCUAGGCCGCACGUAUCGCACGCUGGGCGGCAUGACGGGGGCCAGCGCGCCGGGCUACCUGACGCACGACGAGUGCAAGCGCUUCCUCAAGCUGACGCCCGAGAUGUACAGCCGCGACAACCUGCGGCGGUUCGAGAAGCGCGUGGACGAGCUCAAGGCGAUGGCGCGCGAGGUCGUCCGGCCGCUGAUGGGCAGCGGCCUCGAGCUCGACUUGGGCGGCGGCAGCCGCGCCGCCGAGGGCAUCGGGUACCUCACCUGCACGCGGGUCAGCGACCGGGAUCUGCCGUGGGCUGUUGAUGAUUGA
This is a messenger RNA of Diaporthe citri, 1773 nucleotides long. RefSeq lists its product as uncharacterized. The coding region runs from base 1 to 1773 and encodes 590 amino acids. Lineage: Eukaryota; Fungi; Ascomycota; Sordariomycetes; Diaporthales; Diaporthaceae. The record is from RefSeq and is a predicted model, not a curated record. The transcript has a single exon.